UGGUGCGCUGUGUCCCUCGGACACAGCGGAUCACCGAUCCAUGGAAAGAGCCAAAGAUGUAGGCUCGGUCAUGUGAUCAGCUGUGUCCAAUCACAGCUGAUCACAUGGCACUGAUGAUCAGUGUAGCCCCAGCAGCACCACCUGUCAGUGUCCAUCAGUGCCAGCUGUCAGUGCUCAUCAGUGCCACGUGCCAGUGCCCAUCAGUACCACAUCAAUGCCACAUAUCAGUGCCCAUCUGAGCUGCCUUUCAGUGUCACACAUCAGUGCCAGUCAGUGCCACCUAUCAAUGUCAAUCAGUGCCACCUAUCAAUGCCUAUCAGUGCCGCCUAACAGUGCCAGUCAGUGCUGCCUAACAGUUCCAGUCAGUGCCGCCUAUCAGUGCCAUAUAUCAAUGCUGCCUUUCAGUGCCCAUCAGUGAUGCCUGUCAAUGCUCAUCAGUGCCACCUACCAGUGCCUCCUCAUCAGUG
Staurois parvus is the source of this 467-nucleotide messenger RNA. The record is from the annotation of a GenBank genome assembly. Lineage: Eukaryota; Metazoa; Chordata; Amphibia; Anura; Ranidae.